Messenger RNA from Tribolium madens (black flour beetle), 863 nucleotides. RefSeq names its product peptidyl-prolyl cis-trans isomerase B. Gene Ontology annotation, cellular component: intracellular membrane-bounded organelle. Lineage: Eukaryota; Metazoa; Arthropoda; Insecta; Coleoptera; Tenebrionidae. The record is from RefSeq and is a predicted model, not a curated record. Gene Ontology annotation, molecular function: peptidyl-prolyl cis-trans isomerase activity. Gene Ontology annotation, biological process: protein peptidyl-prolyl isomerization; protein folding. Bases 184 to 813 code for a protein of 209 amino acids. The transcript is spliced from 3 exons.
GUUAAAGACAACUGACAGUGAACUGACAUUUCCAUUUGCGUGGCUUUGACAUCAUCUUUUUUUGACCUAUCACGAUUAUCUCGUGGCCGUUUCCUAUUCGUCUUACUUGAGAGGUGUUUGCAACGAAGGUUAUUAACAUUUCAACACCGGUUCUUUGUUCAGUAUAUACAUACGUCCACCGCGAUGCAUCGCAAGCUCAUCCUGUGUUGUGCCAUAAUCGCCCUUUGUGCCUUUGCGAAUUGCGAGGACGACAAAGCCAAAAAAGGCCCCAAAGUCACCGACAAGGUUUGGUUCGAUAUAACAAUCGGCGAUGAAGCUGUCGGUCGCAUCGAAAUCGGCCUUUUCGGCAAAACCGUUCCCAAGACAGUGCAGAAUUUUAAGGAAUUGGCCCAGAAGUCCGUCGGCGAAGGAUACAAAGGGAGCAAAUUUCAUCGCGUGAUCAAAGAUUUUAUGAUCCAAGGCGGAGACUUCACUAAAGGCGACGGAACUGGCGGCCGCAGCAUUUACGGCGAACGAUUCGAAGACGAAAACUUCAAGCUCAAGCAUUAUGGAGCUGGAUGGCUCUCCAUGGCCAACGCCGGGAAAGACACCAACGGAUCUCAGUUCUUUAUCACCACAAAGAAGACUUCGUGGUUGGAUGGAAGACAUGUCGUCUUUGGGAAAGUGCUGAAAGGCAUGGAUGUUGUACGCAAGAUUGAAAAUACUAAGACUGAUGGUCGCGAUAAGCCCUCAAAAGAUGUGGUAAUCGCCGAUUCUGGGGCUGAAACUGUAGAGGAGCCUUUCGGUGUACCCAAGGAGGACGCCACUGAAUAAACUUCGUGUAAAGCAAUUUUUUAAAUAAAGUUAAUUUUUCUACGUCAAAA